Messenger RNA from Schistosoma turkestanicum, 1006 nucleotides. Lineage: Eukaryota; Metazoa; Platyhelminthes; Trematoda; Strigeidida; Schistosomatidae. The record is from the annotation of a GenBank genome assembly.
GCUUGGUUUAUCAGUGAUCGAACUUUGUCAAAUGCCUGAAAUCGACUUAGCUCCAUUAGUUGAAACUCCAAAAACACUAAAUCAGAUUGCACAAAGAAAACAGAAAUUUUUCAUUAGAAUGAAACCAACCUUAGAAGAUAAAGAGGAAUUGAUGAAGCUGUUGAAACGUGCAGCAUUUCAACCACCGCUUGAUUUUAAAUUGAUACUUUUCUAUCAAUAUUUAGUAGAUUAUGGUUCAAAUGAAAAUUGUCCAAUGAUUGAUCAAGAUUUAAUAUUUCACAUUGAAGUUUUACGUUUUGAAGAACUUCAUCGUGGUCAUGUUGAACAUAGUUUAAUCAGAAAAAAAGUUCAAUGUAUUUUACAAACAUUUUUAGAAUCUGUAUUUCCACCACAAAUUCAAAUUAGUUUAUCAAAUGAAGUGAUUCAUCGCUUAGUUGGACGCAUUCAUCGUCAAACCGAUUAUAAAGGACCAAUAAGUUUAAAUUUAUUUGAUGAAGCAAUUAGACUGACUUUUAAUGAAAUUUUACCAUUUUGGGCUGGAUUUAAAAAGAAUAUUUUACACAAAUCCAGUAGUAAACAAUCCCAAAUACAGUCAACCAUAAAAUCAGAUUAUCAUCAACAAACACAACAACAUGAAGCUCCUUGGUUAUCUAGUCCAUUGACUUACAAAUAUCAUCAGGUGUUGGAAAAUCGUUUGAAAGCACAUCAAGAUUGGCAGCUGCCAUCAACUGAAAUACAACUUCCACCACAAUUUCAUCAUGAUAAAGAAACAAAUGCUUUCAGUUAUUCAAUACGUAAAGGUAUCGAUUGGAGAAAUGUUGAAAAUUGAUCAUUUGACAUCCCAGCUUUGUUUGAAUCAUAGUAUUGAAUUAGAUUACCAGAGUUACAUUCAAAACUGCUUUCAUACAGUUGAUAUUUUUUGUGUUUUAAAAACAAACGAAAAGCUAUAUAACACAGUAUUAUUAUAUACUUUUUAGAUGUAAUAAAUUUACUGUUUCUUCCGAAA